ACACCACGCGCACUUGACCACAUCAACACUCACCACUCUCUCUUCUUCACAUUUUUCAUCACUCUUCUCUUCCUCUUCCUCAAACAUCUUUUCUUUCUUUCUGUUUCUCUUUUCUUUUUUUCUCACUUAGGGUUUCAAAUUCACCCAUUUCUUCAAAUUUCAUCAACACCAACCCCUUCUCCUUUAUCUCCAAUUCGAUUUUCUCACCUUAUCCCCCUCGAUUCCAACUCUUUAACCGAUCGGUUGAUAUAUUAAUUUCAGUUUGAUUGGUGUUUGCGAGGGUUGAAAUCGAUGGUGGAUUUUUCUUGGGAGUGUUUUCAGUUACUGGGAAGUACUCUGAAGGUUAAGUUUUGAGCCCUUUUAGUGAUUGAUUUGGGAUUUUUUGUUGUUGUUCUGAUUUUGAUAUUUGAGGGGAGUGAGUUGAUUGUAGAAGUAGGGUAUGGAGAAUGGUUACGAUGAAAAAUUGGCCGGGAAAUUUUCAGGAUUGGAUAUUAACCAGAACGGUCAACAUGUGCGUGAUCAACCUGGUUAUUCAUCUGAUAACAGCAACAACGAUAACUUGUUUCAGGUUAUGAAGGCCGUUGAAGCUGCCGAAGCCACCAUUAAGCAACAGGUAGAUGAGAACAACCAGCUUAGGUCCGAGCUUCUGAGUAAAAUUCAGGAACUGGAAAACUAUCGGUUAUAUGGAUCAUUGGAGAAAAAAUCACACCCAGUUGCUGCAUGGAAGGAGCCGGGUCAUGGAUCUUAUGAAGCCCGUCUAUCAUUUCCAUCUUCAGGUAACCAUUUUGAGAACAGUCAAAUAAAUGGAACACCAAAAAUGCCAAAUUAUCAGCUGCCCGUGGAUAAUGUUGGCCACUCUCAGCUGUCUUCACCAUUUACGAGGUCGAUCUCUCCAAGCAGGCAUCUACCAGAAGGAGAUAACGAUUCUCGACUCAGUUCACCCCGGCAAGGCUUGAUGCCAAUGCCUGAAACAAAUAAUUCGAAUUCUUUGCUGAAGCAGGAUCUGACCAUUAAGGUCCGGGAACACGAAGAAGAGAUCAUUCUAUUAAGGAAACAUCUAGCAGAUUAUUCUGCUAAGGAAGCACAAAUACGCAAUGAAAAAUAUGUCUUGGAAAAGCGCAUAGCAUAUAUGCGUCUGGCCUUUGAUCAACAGCAACAAGACCUUGUAGAUGCCGCAUCAAAGGCUUUAUCAUACCGACAAGACAUAAUUGAAGAAAAUAUACGUCUUACCUAUGCAUUGCAGGAUGCACAGCAAGAAAGGUCAACAUUUGUUUCAUCGUUGCUGCCUCUUCUUGCAGAAUACUCCUUGCAGCCACCUGUUCCUGAUGCCCAGUCAAUUGUUAGCAAUGUCAAGGUUUUGUUUAAACAUUUGCAGGAAAAACUUUUUCGCACUGAGUCAAAGCUAAAGGAGUCACAGUAUCAACUGACACCUUGGCGUUCAGAUAUGAACCAUGCAAGUGUUGCUACACAAUCACCAUUGAACUCCAUUGGUGCACCUUUGGAAACUUCAAAUAAAAAUAGCCUUGAGCUGGUACCUCAGCAUAGGUACUCUCAAGUUAUGACUCAGGCCCCCGUUGAUGCUCAGACAGGCACUGGUUGGGAUGCAAUGAAUCGCUACCAAAGCGGCAUGGGUGGUGGGCUGGCAGCAAAUGUUGAUGCUGAUGACUUGGGGAGAUAUUCACCUAUUGGAAGCAGGAAUUCUUCAGCCCAUGAUGUACCCAACCACCAGGUAGUUACUCAGGGUGAUAGUCAGAAUGAGUACUAUGGAGAGUUGUCUAACAAACAAGUCACAUUUCGUGAACCUGUCAGCAACAAUGAAGUGGAAGAUCUGGAGGGUGAUGGGGACCAUAGUGAGAGAGAGGCACCUGCUAACUGGAGCUCAGGCAACCCUUCUUAUACAACCUCUGUUGAUGAUCCCGGCUCAUCAUAUUCUCCUUAUCUACCGCCAGUUCUUGAAGAACCUUCUUCUUCAUUUUCCGAAGCGGCGGAUGACGAUCCAUUACCAGCUAUAGAGGGCCUUCAAAUUUCAGGAGAAGCCUUUCCAGGAAGGGAACUUCAGGCAUGCGGAUACUCCAUCCAUGGCACCACUAGUUGUAAUUUUGAGUGGAUUCGGCAUCUCGAAGAUGGUUCUUUUAAUUAUAUUGAAGGGGCAAAGCAACCCAACUAUCUUAUCAGUGCUGAUGAUGUUGAUACAUCACUUGCCAUUGAAGUUCAGCCUCUAGAUAACAGGAAGCGAAAGGGAGAACCUGUGCAAGUUUUUGCAAAUGAUAACAAGAAGAUCACUUGCGAUCAUGAAAUGCAGAGCCACAUAGAGAAGAGUUUUUAUAGCGGACAUGCUUCAUAUAAAGUUUCCCUUUCGACUGGAUAUCUUGAUAUAUGGGAACCAGCCACAUUGGUAGUUAAGAAGGAAGGUUACAGUAUCAAAUGCAGCGGACCAAAUGGAGUUGUAAUCACAGAAAAGUUUUCUCCAUCGACAACCGUUGUAAUUCCAUAUGGUCAUAUUUCAGAAUUUAUUAUAAUUGGCUCCACUGGUGCGGAACAUCUGUUAAGAGCAGAGAACAACUCAACAGAUGUCAGUGCUGCUAGAGACACCAUUGUGCUCACAUUGAGAUUAUUUAUCCGAAGGGCAGGGGACAGAAAGAGGGGGAGGAGGAAGGGAUUGUUCUUUAACAAGUAAGGGAAAAUCGGUUCUACUUGGCAGAAAAUCUCUGCUGCAAGUGAAAUGUGUUGAUCAUAGAUGGGGCUGGGAGCUGUGUUUUGUGUGCUACAUAAAUUUUUGCUAGUUUCUUAUUUUAUCAUAGGGCAGAAUUAGCUUGAGCUGUAACUGUGAUUCUAUAUGCCAUCAUUUCUUUUAAAUUUUUUUAUAUUCUUUUUAGCCAUUUUCCGUGUUGUGCUACUUAACCUGGAAAUUACCUGCUUAUUGGUUUGGGUCAAAACCCCAUCCAAUCUGUGAAGAACCGACUCAGGUAAUAACUACUCUUUUUAGUACAGAUUGUCUGUCUCAGGCAAGUUUUGAAUGUGCGAAUCAUGUUGCUAUAACAUUCAAAAUAUUGUUUUUGAAUAACAAGUAAUGAGUAAUUAUUUAUAUGGUCAAAUGUUAGUGGUUUGGUGGAAA
Molecule: messenger RNA, 3115 nt
Organism: Lathyrus oleraceus (garden pea)
Lineage: Eukaryota; Viridiplantae; Streptophyta; Magnoliopsida; Fabales; Fabaceae
Exons: 22
Coding region: 440-2677 (745 amino acids)
Cellular component (GO): plasma membrane
Source: RefSeq, a predicted model, not a curated record